This is a messenger RNA of Lactuca sativa (garden lettuce), 1714 nucleotides long. It is a transcript of the gene CRF3, whose product is annotated as cytokinin response factor 3. Gene Ontology annotation, biological process: regulation of DNA-templated transcription. Lineage: Eukaryota; Viridiplantae; Streptophyta; Magnoliopsida; Asterales; Asteraceae. Gene Ontology annotation, molecular function: DNA-binding transcription factor activity; DNA binding. The record is from RefSeq and is a predicted model, not a curated record.
CCAAAUUCUUUUGGUCUUCUUUUCAUAUUCUCUCUCUCUUUCUAUAUCUCUUGCUUCUUUAAGAACAAAAUCUACCCACUUGCAUUCGCCAUUGAUGCACCCCAAACAACUUCAAGCUUCACACACCCAUAUCGUAUGUGUCUUCUUUUUCGUAAAAGAACUCUCUUUUACCAAUUAAUCAGCUUUUCCUUUAAGGGUCUUCUUUUUGAAGAAUUUUUAUUCGAUUCUUGAUUCUGGCUGAAGCUUCUUUCUGACUAAAGAUCCUAACUUUCAGUCGUUUCUAAAGAAAUCUUUCUGCGGGUUCUUUUGGAUGCGAGUUUGAGUUAAUUUGUAUGUAAGAUGGAUAGCUACGAUAUGUUACGUCCGAUCAAGUACACUCAACACAAAAACGUUACAACAAUGGUGGCUGCUAACCCAUUAAUGGCGGUCAAAUCUAAGAAGUUCUCUGAUCGGCAAACGGCGUCGUUGCCAAAAGUUGUACGAAUAUCGAUGACUGACCCUGAUGCUACCGACUCCUCCAGUGACGAUGAAGACGAGUUGUUUGGACGGCGUCGGGUGAAGAAGUAUGUCAAUGAGGUUAAUAUUCAAACCUCGUUAAAAACAGCAGUGGCUGCCGUCGGUGGUCGGAAAAAGACAGCGAGAAACGGUGAAGGGUCUCUUCAAGCUAAACAAAAGGCGAUGAAGGCUGCCGGUGCUCCAGCAGUGCCGGCGGGGGGUAUUAGAAAGUUCCGGGGAGUACGACAAAGGCCAUGGGGGAAAUGGGCGGCUGAAAUUAGGGACCCAGCUAGACGUGUACGGCUGUGGCUGGGUACUUAUGAUACAGCGGAGGAAGCUGCUAUGGUGUACGACAAUGCCGCUAUUAAACUACGUGGGCCCGACGCUUUAACCAAUUUUGUGACGCCGCCGGCCAAAGAAACUACGCCGGAGAUUAACGUUCCGUCAACGUCCGGUUAUGAGUCAGGCGAAGAGUCAAACAACCUUCCAUCUCCGACAUCAGUGUUACGGUUCGAAAGCGAGAGCAACUCAAAAGAAGGACUUGAACCGGUCAAGGAAGCCGAGGAGUGUCAAUCAGACAAUGGGUCGGGUCAGGAGAGAUUUGACUAUGAAAUGAUCCAUGAACUUGGAGCGGGUGAAUUAGGAGAUUUCACAAUGGAUCAAUUAGAAAUGGAUGAUCCAUUCUUGGAUAAUCUAUUCGACUUCCCAACCCGUGACCAGCUCCACUUUGAUGACGAAUCACCAUUCCUAAAAUACUCUCCAAUCGACGAGUUCGACUUACCCGACCCGAUCCAUAUUGAAAACGAAGCCCCAUCAUCAGAGUUUGUAACAGACGAUAAUUUUGCGACACUACCAUUUGAAGACACCCAAAUAUGGUGCAAUGAUGCUACCAACAAUUCAUUAUGGGACGAAGACUUUGGAAUCUGUAAUGAUAUGAUGCUGGAUGUUACUUCAUCAUCGAUACUGAAGGUUGAUGACUACUUUCAAGAUAUUACUGGCGAUUUUCUUCCUGCUGAUGUUCUGAUGACAGGAUGUUUUUAAAACAUAAGCAUCCCUCCGUUGGAUGGUUCAUACUUGAUACUUGAUAUGCCAUCCAACAAAUUUUGCACCGAUACAUGAAACGGUUAUCAUAAUAGUAAUGUUACCAUCUAUAUAUUUAUUAAUUAAUUAGGAAAUUUUCUUUUAAUUUAUGUAUCUCUGAAAACGGAGAUUUGAGUGA